AUGAGCAUUCCCGAAGGCCGUGCAGAGACGCUGACGAGCGAGCAGGCGCAGGUGCUGAAGACCAUCUGGAGGCACUAUCUCCAGGCGAACGGGUACACGGUGGGCGACGAGACGGCGAAGCGCAGCAGGCACAACACGCUGAGCUCGGUGAAGUCGAGCGAGAGCGCCAAGAAAGGCCGGAAAAAGGGCCUUUUGGGGCGGUUUCGCCGCGGGCACAGCAGCAAAAAGGCCGAGCAGGAGCUCGGCGCCCAUUUGAGCCACGAUCUGGGCACGAAAGUGCACGAGGCGUUCCGGCCGCUGGACGCAGAGACGCGCAACGCGUUCUGGGACUUUCUGCGGCACGACACGCCGGACAACCUGCUGCUGCGGUUUGUGCGUGCGCGGAAGUGGGACGUGGACAAGUCUCUGGCUAUGAUUGCCAACACGAUGGACUGGCGCAGGAACCAGUUCGACGUGGAGCGGGUGUUCCGCGAGGGCGAGCUGGGGAUGCUGGAGGCGGGCAAGCAGGGCGUCCUGAAGCAGUUUGCGACGGGCAAGUGUGUGAUCCGGGGCCAGGACAAAACGGGCCGGCCGAUCGUGAUUAUUCGGCCGCGCUACCACUUCCCGAGCGACCAGACGGACGAGGAGGUCGAGCUGUUCACGAUUUUGAUCAUCGAGUACGCGAGGCUGCUGAUCAACGAGCCCAUCGACUCGUGCUCGCUGAUUUUCGACCUGACCGGGUUCAGCAUGAGCAACAUGGACUACACCUCGGUCAAGUUCAUAAUCAAGGCGUUCGAGGCGCACUACCCGGAGUCCUUGGGCGUGCUGUUCAUCCACAGUGCUCCGUGGAUCUUUGGAGGCAUCUGGAAUAUCGUCAAGAACUGGCUGGACCCGGUGGUUGCGUCUAAAAUCCAGUUCACGAAGAAAACAGAGGACCUGUUUGCCGUCAUUGACAGGGCGCACGUUCCAAAGGACCUGGGCGGCGACGACGACUUCGAAUGGAAGUAUCUGGAGCCGACGAAAGAGGCCAACGGCAAGCUGCACACGGACCAGAAAGAGAAAGAGGAGCUAGAGCACGAAAGACACGAGCUGGUGGAGCAGUUCAUUAAUAAAACCAUCGAGUGGAUCGAGUGCACCGACAAGGACAGAGACCGCCACCUCAUGGCCGACAGACUGGCCUUGGGCAGACAGCUGUCGGAUAACUACAAGAAACUGGACGGCUACAUCCGCAACCGCGGAAUAUACGACCGUCUGGGCUACAUAAAGUUUGAGUGA
Messenger RNA from Ogataea haglerorum, 1254 nucleotides. RefSeq lists its product as uncharacterized. NCBI's taxonomy places the organism in Eukaryota, Fungi, Ascomycota, Pichiomycetes, Pichiales, Pichiaceae. The coding region runs from base 1 to 1254 and encodes 417 amino acids. The record is from RefSeq and is a predicted model, not a curated record. The transcript has a single exon.